Medicago truncatula (barrel medic) is the source of this 861-nucleotide messenger RNA. RefSeq names its product AIG2-like protein D. NCBI's taxonomy places the organism in Eukaryota, Viridiplantae, Streptophyta, Magnoliopsida, Fabales, Fabaceae. The transcript is spliced from 5 exons. Bases 128 to 694 code for a protein of 188 amino acids. The record is from RefSeq and is a predicted model, not a curated record.
ACACGUUUCCGUUUUUACGUUGGUGAAAAGUAAAGUAAUGAUAGUCCCGUUAGCACGUGACGCACGAUUGUAGUUUCGUGUUUCCUGUGAAGGGAGUGGAGUGUUGUGCAGAGAAGAGAAUAGAAAGAUGAGCGUCGCAAUGAAUACUAGCGUAGUUGGAGUUGGAGCGGGCACUACUCAGAAUCAGAAUCACAAUCACAAUCACAACGUUUUUGUUUAUGGAAGCCUCCUUGCCGAUGAGGUUGUUUGUGCCCUCUUGAAACGCGUCCCUCCAUCUUCACCCGCUACCCUCUCCGACUAUCACAGAUUUAAGAUCAAAGAUCGCGUUUAUCCUGCUAUCCUCCCCGUUCAUACCAAGAAAGUCACUGGCAGAGUUCUUCUUGGCAUCUCUGGAGUUGAACUCGAUAUUUUAGAUGAGUUUGAGGAUGUUGAGUAUACUAAAACUGAUGUUGAGGUUUUCUUAAUGGACAAUUCUGAAAAUUUGAGAGUUUAUGCUUAUGUUUGGAGCAAUCCAAAUGAUCCUGAUUUAUAUGCUGAGUGGGAUUUUGAGGAGUGGAAAAAAGAUCACAUGAAUGAUUUCGUCAAGAUGACUGAUAGCUUCAUGCAACAGUUGGAAUUGCCAGAAUCAAAGCCAAGAGUUCAGACUUAUGAAACCUUCUAUAAGCAAGAAAACGAUAAGCCACUUGACCCUUGAUGCUUACAGCUUGUAAAAAUUCUGCAUUAUGUUUACUGUGCAGUAUUGUAUGAUACUAUUUUUCUUAAUAAUUAUCAGUUUCUCUUGGAAUCAUACAUAUGAUGAUUUCAACAAGUAUAUUAAUGUUUUUUUUACAAUGGCAAGGUAGUGAUAUAUUUAUGAUCAAA